GGAGGAGAAGUCCGGUGAGYGACGCUGAGCUUCGUGACGUCAAAUGUGUGCGCCGGCUCUGACCACGUGGGUGCGACGUUUUCGCAGAUGCAGCAAAACAAUCUGCAGUGACGCUCGCACGCCUGCAAACUUUUGUUUCUGUCGUCUGUUCAACACACGAAGGAGCCGCAGAGCUUCUCCUGCCGGACCCACCCUCACUGGACCAUGCCCCACGACCCCGACCCUCCUCCGGCCAAGAAAUUCAAGCCGGGGUCCGUGUUUUUCCGCCUGGAGAAAAACAAACCUGGAAUGCUGUUGCCCAGAAAGGGAAACAGUGUGACCACUCCGAUUGACGUCCAGAGGAAACACCUUCCAAUCUACCAGGCCAAACCUCAGUUGCUGAACCAKCUCAGACAGCUCCACAACGCUAUUGUUAUCGGUGAGACCGGCUCAGGGAAGACCACUCAGAUCCCUCAGUACCUGUAUGAAGCUGGCAUCGGCAGGCAAGGCAUGGUUGCCAUCACUCAACCCCGUCGAGUCGCCGCCAUCUCCCUGGCAGGAAGAGUGGCGGAAGAGAAGAGGWCUCAGCUCGGGAAGCUGGUCGGGUACACGGUGCGCUUUGAGGAUGUCACCUCGUCUGAGACGAAGCUGAAGUUUAUGACGGACGGGAUGCUCCUCCGAGAGGCCAUCGGAGACCCCUUACUGCUGCGCUACACUGUGGUGGUCCUGGAUGAAGCUCACGAGCGCACCGUGCACACUGAUGUGCUGUUUGGUGUGGUGAAGACUGCUCAGCGCCGGCGCAGGGAGUUAAACAAGAUUCCUCUGAAGGUCAUAGUGAUGUCUGCCACAAUGGAUGUGGAUCUGUUCUCAGAGUACUUUAACAAGUCGCCUGUGUUGUACCUGGAGGGGAGGCAGCACCCCAUCCAGAUCUACUACACCAAGCAGCCUCAGUCAGACUACCUGCAGGCAGCGCUCGUUUCUAUCUUCCAAAUCCAUCAGGAGGCUCCACCAUCUCAUGACAUCUUGGUGUUCAUGACGGGACAAGAGGAGAUCGAGGCUCUGGCGAGGACGUGCCGAGACAUCGCCAAGCACCUUCCUGACGGCUGCGGUCCAAUGGUCGUCACCACAUUGUACGCAGCGCUGCCCCCAGCCCUGCAGCUCAGGGUCUUCCAGCCAGCACCAAAGGGCUGUAGGAAGGUCAUACUCGCCACCAACAUCGCUGAGACAUCAGUCACGAUCUCUGGGAUCAAAUACGUCAUCGACACGGGGAUGGUGAAGGCCAAACGUUUCAAUCCUGACAGCGGGUUGGAGGUGCUGGCGGUGCAGCGAGUCUCUAAGGCCCAGGCGUGGCAGCGAGCGGGUCGGGCCGGCAGGGAGGACUCCGGCUUCUGCUACCGUCUCUACACCGAGCAGGAGUUCGACAGCCUCAUCCCCAUGACCGUACCGGAGAUCCAGAGGUGUAACCUGGCUGCUGUGAUGCUGCAGCUCAUGGCACUUGGGAUUCCAGAUGUGAUGAACUUUGAUUUCAUGUCCAAACCUUCUCCAGAGGCUGUGCGUGCUGCGGUGAAGCAGCUGGAGCUGCUGGGAGCUGUGGAGAAGAAGGAGGAGCAGGUUCUCCUCACCUCUCUGGGGAAGAAGAUGGCCAGUUUCCCUCUUGAGCCUAGAUUUUCCAAGACCAUCCUGCUGUCUCCAGAUUAUUCUUGUUCUGAGGAGAUCUUGAGCAUCGUGUCGCUGCUGUCGGUGGACAGUGUGCUGUACAACCCUCCGGCCCGCUGGGACGAGGUGCUCGCCGCUCGCAAGAAGUUCACGUCUAGUGAAGGAGACCACAUGACCCUGCUCAACACGUACAGAGCUUUCAAGAAAGUCAGCGGUAACAAGGAGUGGUGUCGAGCAAACUUUGUCAACAGCAGGAACAUGAGUCUGGCCAAAGAAGUUCAGGCUCAACUCCGAGAAAUCUGCCUGAAGCUGAACCUGAAGCUGGAGUCGUGCGGAGCCGACACGGGGAGCGUUCGACGCUGCCUCGCCCACGGCAUGUUCACCAACGCCGCGGAGCUCCAACCGGACGGCACCUACCUGGCUCUGGACUCCCACCAGACCGUGGCCAUCCACCCGUCCUCCGUCCUCUUCCAGUGCAAGCCGGCCUGCGUGGUCUUCAACGAGCUGCUGCACACGUCCCGCUGCUACAUGAAGGGUCUGUGUUUGGUGGAUGCAGACUGGCUGCUGGCCGCAGCGCCCGAGUACUUCGGCCACAAACUGCACCUGAACAAAAGCUAACAGGACGCAGGGCGGAUCGUUUGGACUGAGCAGAAACUUCCUCUACCUCCCAGCUGACAUGGAUCUGACUUGUGUCGCUGCAGCAAAUCUAAAACUCAGACUUCCUCCUCGUGUUAGAAAUAAGGUUUUUUUUUUCUUUUGCCUGAAAAUUAUAAAUCUCACUCUGCUGAACUUAUAGGAGAGAAACACUUUCAGCUUCUUGAAGGUUUGCACGCACCUUUGCAGCACAGAUUACUUCACCAGAGGAGCAGAAAUCUACAUUUUUCAGAUUUUAUUUUGAACUGUGAAACCAAAAAGCAAACAGCAUUGCAGCAGUCUUUGUUUGCCUUCAGAGACUUGGCUUUCUAGAAGUGAAAUUUAGGUUUAUACGGCGUGGCUCUAAACGGGUUUUCAUGAGCAGAAAAAGAUUUCUUAAAAAAAAAAAAAAACAUAUUUGUCACAUUUAUACUUUUACACCUGUCUACCUGCGACAGCCUGUGCACACACCAACCUACAUGCAUGUCAGAAAGCAUUCCUUCUGUCUCCGGCUGAACACACACACACACACACACACACACACACACACACGCACACAUGGAGAUGAGCCAGUCACUCAGGUCUGCACAGUCUAGUACAGCUAUCUUUAUGGGGACCUUGCAUCAAUUUUAUUCAUUUCUCCAGCCUGAUCCUAACCUAAACCCAAAUCCUACCUUACCUGAACCUCAAUUUUUUUUUUUUUGUUGUUGUGUGAAGCAGACAGAUGUCCACUCAAUGGCAGAAUGUCCUCAUAAGCAUAGUAUAUUGUCAAAAUAUGCGACCCAUCAAAUCAAAAUGAGGAUUAAGUCAAAUUUAGUCAAAAU
Molecule: messenger RNA, 3092 nt
Organism: Austrofundulus limnaeus
Lineage: Eukaryota; Metazoa; Chordata; Actinopteri; Cyprinodontiformes; Rivulidae
Gene: dhx33
Product: DEAH (Asp-Glu-Ala-His) box polypeptide 33
Exons: 12
Coding region: 205-2253 (682 amino acids)
Biological process (GO): positive regulation of transcription by RNA polymerase I
Cellular component (GO): nucleolus; intracellular anatomical structure
Molecular function (GO): helicase activity; ATP binding; double-stranded RNA binding
Source: RefSeq, a predicted model, not a curated record